This is a messenger RNA of Diutina rugosa, 1110 nucleotides long. RefSeq lists its product as uncharacterized. The record is from RefSeq and is a predicted model, not a curated record. Bases 1 to 1110 code for a protein of 369 amino acids. NCBI's taxonomy places the organism in Eukaryota, Fungi, Ascomycota, Pichiomycetes, Serinales, Debaryomycetaceae. The transcript has a single exon.
AUGAACACAACCACACUACCCUCAAUGAUCCUGGAGCGAAGACAAUCACGGAACAGACAAUCCACCAAUAAUAUCUGCCAUGUUUGUCGGCGAAACAUGCAACCCGAAGUCAUUGAAAUCUCCGAUGAUGAUGAUUCCCUGCUGGCCAGUGACUCCGAAGACCCCGUCAUCAUCCUCGACGAGCCAUCCACAGAUCUGUCUGAGGUUUCCAAUUGGAACAACAACUCAUGUUUCAGCGAUGAUUCACUGAUGCUUACUCUGGUCGACAUGACCGACUUGCCCACGCCGCCGCACUCAGAUCCUCAAGCGAUACCGAUUGAACCCCCUCUGUCACCUAUAAGAGGACCAGACUCAACCAAUGAUGAAAGUGAUGACGACGAACGAGCAAGCCAAUCUUCCGCCAAUGGUAAUAGUUCUCAAUCGAAACGGCCAUCGACUGAUGAUAACCCUCGUCCGGCGAAACGACGGGGCAUUGGAAGUCGGCCCUCACCCUGGCAUGGCAAAGAUACCAAAGGCCUGACACCAGUCGAUGAAGCCCCUGCCAAUCCAGCUGACUCCGAACCAGUCUUUUGGAACGUCUACAGACAUCAGGAGACUGGGGCGCUUAUAUGUGGCGAAUGCGAUAAGCACAAGCCCAUGGUAGUGCUACCGAACCAGUGGAGGAACCAUCUCACUCGUCACCAUCCAGACAUGGACCAAAAUACAAAGCGUAAGCUUGGUGAAAUGUUGAGAACCUACAACGUCAAGGAGUUACCCACCAACAUCGACACCCAGCUUCCGAUGAUCCCCGUGGAGGCAAGGCGAUACUGCUUCCACUGCGGUGGGGUAUUCGAAAACCUAAGAGACCACACACCACAUGACGAGUGCUUCACGGGAUUUAAUGAGCUGGUGUGGUGUCAGUUCUACCAUCAAAACAAGGGCGUCAUCAUUGGACCCACUCCACGGCAGCCUACAGAAGCACAGUUAAGAAGGAUGGCUAGGGAAUUUUUGCCGCCUGCGAAAGUAUAUACCCGUGCCGAGUUGGAAGAUUCGCGGCGACGCCAAAUGGCAGAAUCAAUUACAUUUUAUCGACCCCAUCCCUGGGAAAUUUGUCUCUGGUGGGACGAUUAA